This is a messenger RNA of Toxorhynchites rutilus septentrionalis, 704 nucleotides long. RefSeq names its product ATPase inhibitor mai-2, mitochondrial-like. The record is from RefSeq and is a predicted model, not a curated record. The transcript has 3 exons. Gene Ontology annotation, cellular component: mitochondrion. Gene Ontology annotation, biological process: negative regulation of ATP-dependent activity. Gene Ontology annotation, molecular function: ATPase inhibitor activity. NCBI's taxonomy places the organism in Eukaryota, Metazoa, Arthropoda, Insecta, Diptera, Culicidae. Bases 245 to 571 code for a protein of 108 amino acids.
CGAAUAAACAAAGUUGAUAACAGCGGCAACACGCAAUCGCCGGAAUCCGAACAGCAGUAUUCAAUCGCAACCGGUGGUGACCGGUAGUUAGAUCAGUAUAUGUGUAUAUUGAAAGUGCAUGUGUAUAAUUUUUAGGGGUCACACUUAUACUUCGAUCUCUGUGCACCAUUAUUCUACAGACCUUCUUAUUGAACCGGUGUUAUUUUGAUUUGUCGUUAAUUUUGGUAAAUUUGCCUCGUGGAAUAUGCAGUCUGUCCGAAAAACAACCACUUGGUUUGCACCUGCCGGAAUGAGAUUCGCUCGCAUGUGCAGCCCUGGUGGCGAGAUGGGAUCUGGUGCUGGAAAGGGUGGCGGCGGUGGUGGUUCUAUCCGUGAUGCUGGUGGAGCAUUUGGCAAGAUGGAGGUCGCCCACGAGGAAGAGUAUUUCUACAAGCAGCGUAAGGACCAAUUGCACAAGCUGAAGGAGAAAAUAAUCAAGCAAGAUCAAUUUCACGAGGAGUCGAUUAAGCAACAUGAAGACGCCAUAGCACGUCACAAGAAAGCUAUUGAUGAAUUGAAGAAAUCCCAUUGAAAGCGGGCCAUAGAGAACUGGAGAGAUACUUAAUAUCAAUAAUUUUCGAAAAACGCGCCUGUUAUACAUAUUCAUACAGUAAUAAAGAGUCAAUAGGACAUUGAAGCUUAAUAAGCUGAAAGUUUGAUAACAA